UCCGGUUUCUGUUACGACAUGUAACGUCCUCCGGUACAUGAGGGUGGGGAAUGUCAUGGCGGGACCGUGGUGGAGGCAGUACCGGAGAUUGUCUGCUAGCUGCACGGCCACCAGUAUAUUUGAAAGCUUUUGGCACUUGAAAGGCAGGCCUUUAUCUUCUUCCGCAUCCUCACUGGGCCGGGCGUCCUGGAGCCCCAGGCCGGAAACCAGGCCACCAACAGCUGCACAGGUAAACUUGAAAACUGUAAACGUUAAGUCUUCUCUAAUUAGACAGCAGUCGUGGUUGCUGCUUCCCACACUACAGACUUGCUGUUGCAGAAAGACACACAGCGACGCAAAGCCGAAGGACCCCUUCACGUUAGCCCAAAGAGACCUUACGAGUUUGUAUGAUGACAUCAAAAAGGAACUAUUUGUAUCCAAAGUUGAGCUGAAGUCUCUGUGUGAGUACUACUUCGAUGGCAAGGGCAAGGCGAUCCGACCAAUGAUCGUAGUUUUGAUGGCUCGCGCCCUUAACAUCCACAGCGACAGAGCCGGAGAUUUGCUCCCAGGGCAGCGGGCCAUCGCCAUGAUCUCUGAAAUGAUUCACACUGCCAGCCUGGUGCAUGAUGACGUCAUAGAUGGAUCAGAUAAGCGAAGAGGAAAGAGAACGAUUAAUGAAGUGUGGGGUGAAAAAAAGGCUAUCUUAGCUGGAGAUUUCAUCCUCUCAGCUGCCUCGAUGGCCUUGGCUCGUAUCGGUGACAUUACAGUGGUGAAAGUUUUAGCCCAGGUCAUAGAGGACCUGGUACGAGGUGAAUUCAUGCAAUUGGGUUCCAAAGAGAACGAGAACGAGCGAUUCAAACACUACCUCGAGAAGACCUUCAAGAAGACAGCGAGUCUUAUUGCAAACAGUUGUAAAGCAGUUUCCAUUCUGGUAAACUCCGAUCCUGAAGUUCAUGAAAUAGCGUACCAGUAUGGGAAGAAUGUUGGCAUUGCAUUUCAGUUAGUGGAUGAUGUUUUGGACUUCACAUCGGGAGCCAGUCAGUUGGGGAAGCCCGCAGCAGCCGAUCUGAAACUGGGUUUGGCUACUGGUCCGGUCCUGUUUGCUUGCCAGCAGUUUCCUGAGCUUCAUGCAAUGAUCAUGAGACGUUUUAGCGCUAAAGGAGACGUAGAUCGAGCCUGGCAGUAUGUCCUUCAGAGCAAUGGUGUGCAACAGACAAACUACCUGGCCCAGCGCUACUGUCAAGAAGCAAUCAGACAGAUCAGUAGGCUCAGGCCAUCCCCAGAGAGAGAUGCCCUCAUCAGGCUCACAGAGAUGGUACUCACCAGGGACAAAUGAUCCUCCUCUGCUGGGCUUCUCGUCAGGCAGCUACUCGGGGGGCGAAAAGCAAUUCACCCGCCACCCUUAUGUCCUUAGACCAGCAGGGUUGGACAGAAAUGGUGAGAGAAGCGAUGGGAGUUUGGUUUGGAUAGACUUCUGUUGCUGGUUUGAGUGCCAACUCUGCAUUAAUGUGACAGCCAGCUGGUUUGACAGAACAAAACAGCAGGUCUCUGAACUGAAUCACGGCUCUAUUAACCACUGUCAAAACGUACAUCAUGGUGAAUCAGUGACUUGAAAUUUGAUAUUAAGGAUGCACCCAUUUUGGGGCCCUUCCCAAUGUUUAAAAUAUCACUUUGACAGAUGUGUGAUGCUAAUUAUAAAUAUUUAUUUCUAACAAGAAUCUUCAUAAAAAUUAGUUUUAAAGUUCAUCAGCUCCUCCUUACUCAAGCUGAACAUUUAUCCAGGGCAAAAUUGAUGUGACAAAACAAAUAUCACCAUAUUUGUUGAAAGCACAAAAAUCAGUCCGUUAUCAGUGCAUCUUACAACAUGUAAAUGCAUCUGAUAUUUAUAGAAAAUUGUGUUUCCGUUCCUUACUGGCAUCACAAAUGACAUGGCACUGAAAACUGCAACUAAACCCUUGACUGCUUAUAGUACUGUAACUGCAACUACCUGCCAUGGCUCAGACUAGCCAACUGUGAGUGGACAGUUUGUUGCACGCUGGUGCUGAGCUGCGGUGGGGUUGCAAAAUUUGUGUAAUUCCAAAUGAGAUGAAAGUGCAUCAUUGUCGGUGUGUUUGGAGCCGUCCUCACCUCAAAAGCCAAUCAGUCAUGUGUCUUUUUUUUUUUUUCACUUUGUGAAAUGUUAUAAGGUUACUUCUGUAAUGCAAAGUGUCCUGUAACAACCAAGGCCUUAACAUCUACAAUGACUGUGUGCUCAAUAAACCAACUGCUUAAUUUUUUAUUUA
This is a messenger RNA of Archocentrus centrarchus (flier cichlid), 2261 nucleotides long. RefSeq names its product prenyl (decaprenyl) diphosphate synthase, subunit 1 (gene pdss1). Gene Ontology annotation, biological process: ubiquinone biosynthetic process; isoprenoid biosynthetic process. Lineage: Eukaryota; Metazoa; Chordata; Actinopteri; Cichliformes; Cichlidae. The transcript is spliced from 11 exons. The record is from RefSeq and is a predicted model, not a curated record. Gene Ontology annotation, molecular function: prenyltransferase activity. Gene Ontology annotation, cellular component: mitochondrion; transferase complex. Bases 38 to 1315 code for a protein of 425 amino acids.